AACGAUUUGCUUGAGAUUUGGAAGGGAAAUUUGCAAACGUUAGAUUACUAUAUCUAAUGUUUGCACCCUAGCUGUUACCUCGUGUGUACUAAAUGAUUGCCUAUGGGGAUAUAUCUUAUCUGAUCAGGUGCACGCAGGUUUAAUUUGGUUUCGGUGGCAGCUCUAUCGUGCCAUUGAUAACGAGUUUAUUUGCACCACUUGUGUAGGUAGCCAGUAGUCCAGCAAGGUAACCGCGAACCUGUCGCAUGGUGUUUUCGAAAACUGUCAUUGCCGAGGACAUCCGGUGUUAAGCCUACCUUGUUCCGUUUUACGAAUCUGUAUUGCGCUAUGGAGGAGGCGUGUGUUAGCUACCGUGCUUGCUAGCUAGCUAGCGGGCUGGCUUGCUUGCAGUCGACAGAUAGCUAGAUAUCUAGCUAUAUAACGACAGCAGUCCAGGAAAGUACGGAUUCUGAUUUAAUGUGGUGGCUGGUGGGCUUUCAUUUGUGAAUGUGAUUCGAUUGUCUAAAAGGCACGUGCGUAUUCAGCUAGCUAUCCAUUUGCUUCACUGCCUUGUUAGCCAGCAAGAUAGUAUUGUAAGGCUAAUAAGUUAGCUAAUGAUAGGUGUUUCUUAUUUUUGUUGUUUUCACGUUUGUCAGUUUGCUGAGCGAUAAACCUAUAUUUUAGACGUCAAAUCUGUUUACACAACUUGCUAGGUAGCGAGCUGACUGACUAGAUAGCUUGCUGUCUUGUUUGGAAUACGUAGCUAACUGUCCAGAUAAGUAUGGCGUGCUACUUAUAGUUAGCUAGCUCAAUAAACAAUUUUUGUUCUGACGCUGAAAGGUUGAUACUGGUUUACUGGCGAGCGAGUUAGCUAGACAUGUUUCAGUCCAUCCAACGCCGCCCGAUCUGCGGAAUUGGCGCACAGACUGUUCGGCUUCAGAGCCAGCGCACGGUUAGUAGUGAGGGUGUUGGGAAGGGCAAUGGCACUGUUGAAAACGGAGUGGCUGCAUGGCUGGGUCGACGCAUGGGCGUCUUGCUAUCAUGGGUCUACAAAGCAGGGGUACGCGCAGGUGAAAAGGGGCCCGAGAAGACACGGAAAGGCAUGGUGUCCAUACUUGCAAAUCAGUGUAGUUUUGUGACAGGCCAAAGGUUCCGUCGUGCUUGCCAGAUUGGCGAGCUGUACUCGAACAUAUACUCCGAACGUUCCCGACUGAGCCUCAUGAGCACGUUAUGGCGCCGCUUCCAAAGCAAGCACUCACGCACGGGCAAGCUGGUGGCCGCUCUCGCCGGAGUCUUCAUGUGGGAAGACGAGAAGAUUAAGGACGAAGAGCUGCAGAAGUGCGCUGCCGAGCUGCAGGCCGUGGAAGUGGUGACAGAUCAGCGCAUGUCGCCUGAGGCAGUUGCAAGGCAUGGCGAUGCUGGCUGGGAGGUCGUCAUGGAGAAGAAGAAUUUCUGGGUCUGGAGACGACCCAUCCAGGACAGCCAUCUAUACGAAUACAGAGUAUUGGGAACAUACACCGACAUCACCCCCAGACAGUUCUUCAACGUUCAGCUGGACACUGAAUACAGGAAGAAGUGGGAUGCCCUGGUGAUCAAGCUAGAAGUGGUGGACAGGGAGGUCAACACAGGAUCGGAGGUCGUGCACUGGGCCACAUACUUCCCUUAUCCCUUGUAUUCAAGGGACUAUGUGUACGUGCGACGCUAUGAUGUGGACCUGGAGAAAAAUCUCAUGGUCUUGGUUUCAAGGGCUGUGGAACAUCCCAGUGUCCCCGAAACUCAAGAUUUUGUAAGGGUUCAUUCCUACCAGUCUGAGAUGGUCAUUCGUCCGCACAAGUCCUUUGAUGAGAAUGGCUUUGACUACCUGCUGACCUACAGGGAUGACCCUCAGACUGUUUUUCCUCGAUAUUGUGUCAGCUGGAUGGUGUCCAGCGGAAUGCCAGACUUCCUGGAGAAGCUACAUGCUGCUGCCCUGCGUGCCAAAACCCAGGAGGUGGGGAUGCAAGACUACAUUGGCGUUGUCAAGUCGAGUGACAAGCCCCCCCAGGCCAACCCAGAUCGCCUUGCGGGGGACAAUGCUCGCACAGGUGGCCCUGGACAGAUCUAUGCUUAAAAAAGGCACAGGGAGAGGUGGGGGGGG
Molecule: messenger RNA, 2116 nt
Organism: Megalops cyprinoides (Indo-Pacific tarpon)
Lineage: Eukaryota; Metazoa; Chordata; Actinopteri; Elopiformes; Megalopidae
Gene: stard7
Product: StAR-related lipid transfer (START) domain containing 7
Exons: 8
Coding region: 857-2089 (410 amino acids)
Molecular function (GO): lipid binding
Source: RefSeq, a predicted model, not a curated record